ACGGCCGUUGUAUGUUGACUGACUGCAUUUGCGAUAUUAUAAUUUAUUUUGAGUGUUUGCUCUAAAUUGUCUGUAUAUAAUUGCACUUAUUCUGUAACAUGUUUGGAUGUUAUUUCCAAUCAUAGUGGAGAAUAAUAUAGCCGCACGUUGAGUUAAUAACUACGCCAUGUUUUUCGAAGACGACGACGACGAGAGAGUCGAAAGAUUUCUCAAUCCCGAAAUACUUCACGUCGUCCAUCGUGAACUCUAUGCCUUUACUGCCAAUUUGGAUUAUGCACGAUAUGGUGUCGGUGUGCGAUCUGUACCCACUCAUACUGAAGACGGGAUACCGAUUAGAAAGAUAUAUGUGUCCAAUCUGCCACCAAAAACUACUCGCACAGAGCUGUUCAAUGUAUUUGCUCAGUACGGCUUCAUAAAGAGUUGUUGGUUGCGGAUGGGUGAUAAGGGCCCCAACAGGAUUCCAACCCCGACAUAUGCCUUUGUGACGUUCAGCAAUCCCGCUGAUGCUCACAAAGCACUGUUAGCACCGAACCAUGAAAAGAUUUUACGUGGUCGCAGCUUAAGAAUAUCUCCGGCUGACAGUUGGCAUCAGCCGGCUGAAGAUGAAGACAACAAAUUUAAGAAACCUCGUGGAAACACUAGGAACAAAUCGCAUGCCUCCAACAGUAAAGACCCUCAGAGUAGUAAUGCAAAUGGUGAAUCUUCCACUGACAGCAAUGAAACAUCUGAGGGAAACCCUAGUGAAGAGACGGAGGAUGCGGAACCUACCUAUAACAUAUUGGACGUGCUGAAUAGGGAUUGCAUGACCCAUGUGUUAACCUUCAUACCCAUCAUUGAUCUCAUCAGAUCGGAAAGAGUGAGCAAAUCUUGGCAGAACAUGGUGACAGAAUAUUUGCACAGUAUCCGCACAUACAAAACAUCGUGGUGGCAGCACGAAGUGAGCCUGACGACGGCGGUGCUCCGACGCGUGCUACAGCGACUCGGCGGCUCGUUGGCUCGGCUGCACAUCGACCACCAUUUGUUGGCGCUUAACGACCGCACUGCGCACUCCAUCGGCAAAUUCUGUCCAAACUUGGAGGAGCUUAAGGUUAUUGGAAUGCAUACGAAAAAUUGGAAUCCAUUGCUCUAUGGGUGUAAGCAGUUAAAGAACCUCUCCUUUAUUUCGUGUAAUAAGCUCACAGAUUCGAGUUUAGUGCAUCUUGUUAAAAACGAGUCCUGUAUUGAAGAUUUGACAAUAGCAAACAAUACGCAUGUCACUGGCCUCUUCUUGACUGGCUCAAAUACGUUGACACUGCAAUCGCUGGCUUUCUAUAACUGCUACAACCUACAGGGCACUGUUCUAUGUGCGGCUAUUGACACUCUUCCCAACCUAACCACCCUUAAAUUGGACGUGUGCCCUGUCACUAUGUGGAAAAUCGUACCUUUAAUACUCAAGAAACUACCGAAAUUAGAAGAACUGUCGCUAAGUGAAUACACAUCGGCCGAACUUUGUCUCUCGCCGCAGGGAAGCGAUGCCUUCUGUGAAUCACUAUCAACCAUGACAGAGUUGAAAUCGUUGAAUUUGAGCAGAAAUAUCUACAUAAACAAUGCAGUUCUAAAACAAGUUGGCCAGUCGUGCCACAAGCUAGAAACGCUGAAUGUGGCCAGCUGCAAUUCAAUUAGAACUUUCCCACAUUCAGGUGUGGGUGACGAGGGCCUGAAAGCCGUGUGCGCCGGUUGCACGGCGUUGAGAAGACUUGACGUGUCCUACCUCGGCGGACUAUCAGACGCAGGGCUUCGAUGCGCGUCGCGACUGUCGCGGUUAGGCUGGCUCACGGCGCGCGGGCUGGCCUCGCUUUCGGCCGCUUCUGUGGUGCACUGCCUGCAAAAGUGCCACCAGCUCGAGGAGAUCGACCUGUGCGGGUGCGACAACGUGUCGGAGGCGGUAAUAUCGGCGGCGGUGGAGGCACUGGACGCGCGCGCGCGCCCGCUGCCGCUGCUGCUGCGGCUUGGAGGCACCGCCGCCAGCAUACAGGAGACAUUCUCGCUCGAGACUACACAGCAGGACUACCCUUCGCACAAGCUGCUGACCGUCAACAUGCACGAAGACCGCAGCAACCCCAACCUCAGGCCGGACUUCGUGGACCGCGUGUUCGACUACAGCUCCGACGACUCGCUGGACGACCUGUUCGACCACGAGCUCUAUGAGGUGCAGGACUUCGACGACUUCCUCGCUGGCGGUGAGUGUGUUCGAGUGACGCGAGCCCGCAGCGACCCAACCUCAGGCCGGACUUCGUGGACCGCGUGUUCGACUACAGCUCCGACGACUCGCUGGACGACCUGUUCGACCACGAGCUCUACGAGGUGCAGGACUUCGACGACUUCCUCGCUGGCGGUGAGUGUGUUCGAGUGACGCGAGCCCGCAGCGACCCAACCUCAGGCCGGACUUCGUGGACCGCGUGUUCGACUACAGC
Molecule: messenger RNA, 2453 nt
Organism: Ostrinia nubilalis (European corn borer)
Lineage: Eukaryota; Metazoa; Arthropoda; Insecta; Lepidoptera; Crambidae
Product: F-box/LRR-repeat protein 7-like
Exons: 12
Coding region: 167-2392 (741 amino acids)
Biological process (GO): SCF-dependent proteasomal ubiquitin-dependent protein catabolic process
Cellular component (GO): SCF ubiquitin ligase complex
Molecular function (GO): protein binding; RNA binding
Source: RefSeq, a predicted model, not a curated record